ACAUCGUCAAUUAAAAAUUGUGACAACAAUAAUGUAGUGAGCAUGUGAUUGAUGUUUGAUAUCAAAUAUUUAGUUCAAGAAGUGUUAAGAGAUUCAAAAAAUUUUUUGUGGUAUCAAACAAAACUUAUAAAACAACCGAAGCAACUUUGUGUUUAAACGAUAUGUCCAAGUUGAAAGUUGAGCUAAGACUGACGUCCCCACUACAAUGUAUAAAAAUUAAAAUCGAUAUAAUAACUAUUACUGCAACUGUUGUUGCAAUCAUCAACAGUCAUAUUCCCUAAAUGGGCAAUUAAGCUUGAAAGCUCCUAUCUACCCUUUUCUCUACACCCGUUUGCUACAAUCUAUCAAUAUAUUCUGCAACAAUUUAGUAUUUUUUUAUUUUCAAAAUGUCAUUUCAAAUUGGCUUAUUAAACUAUACUCUGUCGUUUCUUUAACUUUUUAUUUUUCAUUGUCCUGAAAUAUGGUUGCAGAAAAACAGAUAGAAUAUGUGAAAUUUCAAAGUAUUAUUAAACGAUUGCUGUUUAUUGUCGGCCUAUGGACGAAAGAGGAUUCAAGUUUAUUAUUCCGCUCAUUAUUUCACAUCUAUCUGUCAUUCUUUAUAAUUCCAAUUAUCGGCGUAGUAAAUUAUUUAAUAACCAAUAUUACUAAUAUAAAUCUCGCCACCAAAAGCUUGAGUACUUUGUUGGGUUUCUCUACAGUCAUUAUAAAAGGAAUAUGUUUUAUCAUAAAUCGUAAAGAAGUAGAUGCUUUACACACGAUUCUUGAUCCGUAUUUUGAUGAAUUACUGAAAACGCCCGAAGUUUCAACUCUAGUUUUAAAUAAAAUAUCAACUUUUCGACGUUUACCAACAUUCAUUACAACUUUCAUCACAAUUGUUUGCAUUUCUUAUGCAAUUGUACCAAUUAUUUCGAUAAUAAAUCAGUACCGACAUAGAAUAUGGCCUAUUAGUUACAAUCUAGUUUAUCUGACUAUUUAUCCUUGGGAAAUUUCACCAAAUAGUUUAAUGUACAAUUUUCAUUUCCUUGACGAAUAUUUAUUAACCAUCAGCAUUGUUCUUAUAACUUCUAGUGUCGACAGUCUUUAUACGUAUUAUAUUUUUCAAAUGAUCGGUAUGUUACGAGAAAUAUCCUAUCGUAUUUCAAAAUUCGAUGAAAAAAAUAGUGAGUCAAUAAUACGUCAAUGCGUUGAUAAAUAUGACAUACUAACGCAGUGCUGUGGCAAAAUUGAAAAAGUUUAUGGACCAAUAAUACUAUGGACUAUGAAUGUUAAUGCUAUUGUACUUUGUGCAGUCAUUUUUCAACUUUCUCAUGCAAAAUCGAUUCCAUUUGUCUCAAUGGUUCUCUGUGCAGCCCACGCGUGUUUAAAAUUAACCCAAGUUUUUAUAUUUGCGUGGGCGGGAUCACUUCUUACUACUGAAAGUGAAAAAUUUAGGGAUACUAUAUAUGCUUCAAGAUGGCUUGGAAAUAACAAAUUAAAGUCAUCAAUAAUUAUAAUGCUUUCCCAAAAGCCACUUAUUUUAACAGCUUGUAAUUUAUUAUAUGUUACGAUUGAUAUGUUUGUCAAAGUUAUAAAUACAACAAUAUCAUAUUAUUUAUUGUUGAAAACGUUUGAACAGGAAGCUUAAACAUAGACACAUUGUUAUUUCCACUAAUAAUCAUAUAUAUUUAAUUAAAAACCAUCAAAAAUGCUGUAUAAAAUAGAAUAA
Messenger RNA from Microplitis mediator, 1705 nucleotides. RefSeq lists its product as uncharacterized. Gene Ontology annotation, cellular component: plasma membrane. Lineage: Eukaryota; Metazoa; Arthropoda; Insecta; Hymenoptera; Braconidae. Gene Ontology annotation, molecular function: olfactory receptor activity; odorant binding. The transcript has 5 exons. The coding region runs from base 461 to 1624 and encodes 387 amino acids. The record is from RefSeq and is a predicted model, not a curated record. Gene Ontology annotation, biological process: sensory perception of smell; detection of chemical stimulus involved in sensory perception of smell.